UGCUUCUCAUCAAAACUACUUGCUCAAUAGCGCAGCGAGAGAGAGAGAGAGAGAAUGGGCUCAAUAGCAGGGAAUUAUGGUGCAUGCAUUUUUGUGGCAGUUUUAUUGAUUCUCUCGAUCAUGCCAUGUGAAGCUCAGCUUUCUUCAUCAUUCUACGAUAAUACAUGUCCAAAGGCACUCAGUACCAUCCGAACAGCGACAAGGAAGGCGGUAUCUCGUGAGCGUAGAAUGGCGGCAUCUCUAAUUCGUCUCCAUUUCCACGAUUGCUUUGUUCAGGGAUGUGAUGCAUCAAUCUUGCUUGAUGAUUCCUCCUCCAUUCAAAGUGAGAAAAAUGCACCUAAUAAUUUGAAUUCAGCUAGAGGAUAUGAAGUCAUACACGAUGUAAAGUCUCAAGUGGAGAGCAUCUGUCCCGGCAUUGUAUCUUGUGCUGACAUUCUUGCAGUGGCAGCCCGAGAUGCAUCUGUUGCUGUUGGAGGGCCAACAUGGACAGUGAAGCUUGGAAGAAGAGACUCCACCACUUCAGGCCUCAGCCAAGUUUCCAGCAACCUUCCUAGCUUCAGAGAUAGCCUUGACAGGCUUAUCUCCUUGUUUGGUAGCAAAGGUUUGAGUACAAGAGACAUGGUUGCCCUCUCAGGUUCUCAUACAAUAGGCCAAGCAAGAUGUGUGACAUUCCGGGAUAGGAUAUACGACAAUGGAACUGAUAUUGACGCGGGCUUUGCUAGUACCAGGAGACGCCGCUGUCCUGCUGAUAAUGGGGAUGGUGAUGACAAUCUUGCAGCCCUCGAUUUGGUGACACCCAACUCUUUUGAUAACAAUUACUUCAAGAAUCUCAUUCAAAAAAAGGGUCUUCUUCAAUCAGACCAAGUACUUUUCAGCGGAGGAUCCACAGACAGUAUUGUCAGUGAAUAUAGCAAGAACCGUAAAACUUUCAGUUCUGAUUUCGCAUUAGCCAUGGUAAAGAUGGGAGAUAUUGAACCUCUCACUGGCGCGGCUGGAGAGAUACGUGAAUUCUGCAAUGCCAUAAACUAAGUUGUUGUGCCUACGUGCUUUAAUUUGAAAUGUCUUUUAAGCGUCAAUACCUUCCAUUGAAAUUUUCUCUCUUCCUUUGUCUUUGCAAGUCGUGUUGAAAAUUACGGUCGUUCAUUGUCUUGUAUUCUAUGUCCAUUAACGAUACAAAGUUGGUUUUGGAGUGUGCC
Vitis vinifera (wine grape) is the source of this 1196-nucleotide messenger RNA. Its product is annotated as lignin-forming anionic peroxidase. Gene Ontology annotation, molecular function: heme binding; peroxidase activity. Gene Ontology annotation, biological process: response to oxidative stress; hydrogen peroxide catabolic process. The transcript is spliced from 4 exons. Bases 55 to 1029 code for a protein of 324 amino acids. The record is from RefSeq and is a predicted model, not a curated record. NCBI's taxonomy places the organism in Eukaryota, Viridiplantae, Streptophyta, Magnoliopsida, Vitales, Vitaceae.